Messenger RNA from Debaryomyces tyrocola, 196 nucleotides. The record is from the annotation of a GenBank genome assembly. NCBI's taxonomy places the organism in Eukaryota, Fungi, Ascomycota, Pichiomycetes, Serinales, Debaryomycetaceae.
AUGACCAACGUAUUUUAUUCACUAAUUUUUACUGAUACUUGUAAGUAAAUAUUGGAUAUUAAGGGAUCAAUUGAUUAAAUUAGGUUCUAUAAAAAUACUGAUUACAAAUUGAAACAUACUUUGUUGAUAUUUUCAGAAUAAAUUACGUACUAGGAACAGAGAGCAAUUUACAGACUCAAUUGCAAAUUUAAAGUAA